Messenger RNA from Penicillium atrosanguineum, 744 nucleotides. Its product is annotated as gamma-glutamylcyclotransferase family protein. Gene Ontology annotation, molecular function: gamma-glutamylcyclotransferase activity. Bases 1 to 744 code for a protein of 247 amino acids. The record is from RefSeq and is a predicted model, not a curated record. Lineage: Eukaryota; Fungi; Ascomycota; Eurotiomycetes; Eurotiales; Aspergillaceae. The transcript has a single exon.
AUGCAUAUCAACAUCAACCUCACCAAUCAACCGUCAGAAACACUCCUCCCACCCUCGGGGGCAGUCUGCCAUGAUCCAGUCACCGGGAAAACUCUCGCCCCCGAGUCAGAGCCCCAAACUAAACGACACCUGUACUUCGCCUACGGGUCAAACCUGUCCCCGUCACAGAUGAAACAGCGGUGUACGAUCAACCCAGCUCUCUCCUGCAACCCCGUGGCUAUUGCCACCCUGUCCAAAUGGCGCUGGCUUAUCUGUGAAGCGGGGUACGCCAAUGUCCUCCCACCGCCCGGGAUGCGCGUGGGACCUCAAGACAGCGACAUCGCGCACAAGGUCCCCGUCUCUGGGAAAAUAGACGCAGUCUACGGGGUUCUUUACGAGAUGGACCCUGAUGAUGAGUUCAUUCUAGACGGGUAUGAAGGUGUAGACCACCAAGCGGACGAAGCAGAUGGGGCCAAAGUCCCAAUUGAAGUCCGGCCGAAGGAGCAAGGAGAGGGAGACUACAACAAAUGGUAUUUCCCAGCGGAAGUAGUUAAGUGGAUUGGAGACGAUGACCAUCCGCUGAAGAUGGAAAGGGGAGAACUAGUUCCUACGCUUGUGUAUGUGGAUGAAGAGCGGGUGAUCCUCGCACCGCCCAAGGCUGAGUAUAUCCCUCGGAUGAACCGGGCUAUUCGGGAGUGUGAGGCGCUUGGGGUUCCCGGGCAUUGGCUUGAAGAAGUUCUGAGGAAGUUCAUCCCUAAGGAAUAA